Molecule: messenger RNA, 507 nt
Organism: Gongylonema pulchrum
Lineage: Eukaryota; Metazoa; Nematoda; Chromadorea; Rhabditida; Gongylonematidae
Source: the annotation of a GenBank genome assembly
AUGUCUGGAGGCGGCAAAGAUCGUAUUGGUGUUUUCCCGUCACGAAUGGCUCAGACAACGAUGAAGACGCGUCUGAGGGCGGCCCAGAAGGGUCACAGCCUUCUGAAGAAGAAAGCAGAUGCAUUGAAUAUUCGCUUUCGUUCAAUCCUCGGCAAGAUUGUUGAGAACAAGAACUUAAUGGGACAAGUGUUGCGUGAGGCUUCAUUUUCGCUGGCAGCGGCAAAAUUUACGGCCGGCGAUUUCUCGCAUACCGUUAUUCAGAAUGUCUCACGUGCGCAGCAUCGUGUUCGUAUGAAGAAGGAAAAUGUCGUCGGUGUUCUUCUGCCAGUGUUCACGACAACUAUUGACGGGCCGGAUGCUUACGAUUUGACCGGUCUGGGAAAGGGUGGCGCAAAUAUUGCCAAGCUUAAGAAGAAUUACAGUCAUGCUGUGGAGUUACUGGUCGAGUUGGCAACCUUGCAGACAUGUUUUAUCACGCUGGAUGAGGCCAUCAAAAUCACCAAUCGC